Molecule: messenger RNA, 1364 nt
Organism: Soboliphyme baturini
Lineage: Eukaryota; Metazoa; Nematoda; Enoplea; Dioctophymatida; Soboliphymatidae
Source: the annotation of a GenBank genome assembly
CUUGGAAAUCGACUGCAUGAAUCAUACGAUAGCCGUUGGAGUGACGGCUUUCCUCUGAGGCCCGGUGUGGUUUUCAAAGAUCUCUAUGUUUACAUCGGCAGUCAGAGAAUCACCUAUAACAUUGGCAUUUUUGCGCGCGCUUGUCGCGGCAUAUUCAAACGAUCGUUGGUGGCUGCGUUUUCUAGUGACCAUCAGUCGUCGUCUCACUUCUUGAAUGUAGAAAUAGUCUUAAACGGAGCUGUAUAUUAUGUGAAUUUCAAUGAUGCGGAUCUGUUUCCGUCUCCGAUCAGACUGGAGAAUCACACGGAUGUUCCGGUGAACUUUCACCAGACCGGCUGUAACGAACAGUUCAUGCAGUCUGUUUUGGAGCCACAUAGCGAAAAACCGUAUGCCUGGGACGACCCGCUUCUUCGUCAGUGCCUUGUCCUGAACGUGUACGACAGUCCAGCCGUGACUUAUGACUUGACGACACUCGGUCAGAACGAGCCGCUCACCUAUGAGAACUACUUCCACAUCGUCGUCGUUUCUCGAACUGGCGUAGACAACUCUAAACCUGAGUUUGCCCUGGAGGCGUUCAGCACCGGAAACGUCGUGUUGCAGCCAAUGGACAAGGAUGCUCGACGACAGUUAUGGCGGUUAACGUCUGACAACAUUUUGGUGAACAUCGGCGUGACAGAGAGGACGCAGGCUUGCCUCAGGGCUACAUCCGACGUCUACUGUUUAGAUUUCGACUACCAUUCGCAACAGAACCGACAUAUGGUUAUUUUAAAGAAACUUUCAGCGUCUCACAAUGACCCGAUCUCGAAAUGGCAAUUCGACAAGGAUGGUGUGCUGAGUUGCCUGACGAUCAAGUCACGUUUUCGAGCGAACAGCAUGGUUUCCGGUAGCAAGGUGAUGCUGGAGGAGUUGCCGGCGGACGAGGAAGCAAAUGAGGGUUUGGUCGCAGGUUCCCCUUGCGAGAUUGAGCAGUUUAUCCGUCGGCGGCAGAAGUCUGGCAGCGGAUAUUUAACAGUGAACAUAGCGCUGGACGGCCCCGCCAGGGUGCUGCGGAUCGCCGACAAGGAUCGACCUGACCACUGUCUCACCGCAUCGACCAUCGUCGACUCCUCCACUCUAUUAAUUACCAGCAGCACCACCACUGACCGUCCUUUCUCGCUCUCUUGCAUCAUCACCCUCCAGUGCCUCGGGGUUUCAGUGAUCGACAGCGAAACUGAAGAGCUGGUUUUCGGCGUCAUGAAUGGUGUGCUGCUGAGUGGUCAUUUCUGCGACGGGAAGUACAACAUGGGCAUCACGGUUGUGGAAAUUCAGGUAAUUUUCGUUGCUUCGUGUACGGGUUUUUCUCGUUCUUUUAACGAAUAUUGAAU